Molecule: messenger RNA, 1593 nt
Organism: Alternaria ethzedia
Lineage: Eukaryota; Fungi; Ascomycota; Dothideomycetes; Pleosporales; Pleosporaceae
Exons: 4
Coding region: 1-1593 (530 amino acids)
Molecular function (GO): monooxygenase activity; oxidoreductase activity, acting on paired donors, with incorporation or reduction of molecular oxygen; heme binding
Source: RefSeq, a predicted model, not a curated record
AUGCUCGGCCUGUCCAUUUCCGCCCUGGGUAUCCUUUUCCCACUUCUGCUCAUCCUCCAAGUGCUGGCUAGCUAUGUGCGCAAUCCACUGCGAAAGGUCCCCGCUGCCCAUCCGCUGGCGCAUAUCACUUCACUCUGGAUGCACUCAGUCCGAUGGCGGGGUAUCGAGAAUGCGACACUGAAGGCAGCGCAUGACCGCUUAGGCCCAAUUGUGUGUUUGGGACCCAGCGAGAUCAGCGUGAACUGCGUCAAAGGAGGGAUCCGAGACGUCUAUGCCGGGGGAUUUGAGAAAAGCAGUGCCAAGGAUGGGUACAAUUGGUAUGCUUUCUUUUCGAAUUAUGGAGGAGUCGACAACAUGUUCUCCACUGGACGCAAUAAGCCGCAUUCCCAGAGGAAGCGAAUGCUGAGCAACAUCUAUAGCAAGUCUCAUGUCACGGCAAGCGAGGCACUGCUCGGCCAGACGUCUGCCAUUAUGUACAAGCGCUUUUUGCCGUAUCUGGAGACGACAUUCACCGAGUCUGAGAAGGGUGUCCUGAACGUCUACGCACUACUCAGCGCGACCACGAUGGACAUUGUGACGUGCUUCAUCUUCGGGCUCAAGGCAGGCUCGAACCUAAUCGAUGACCGAAAGCAGCUUGCGUGGUUUCUUGAUUUGUACAACUCGCGUCGAUCCUACAACUUCUGGCCGCAGGAGUUCCCACGAUUUACUAGCUUUGUGGAGAAGUGGCUUGGCUACCGAUUGACACCGAAGUGGGUCGAUGAGGCGAACGGUGAGAUCGAGAGGUGGACGGUGAGGAUGUGCGACGAUGCUAGUGCUGUCUCGAGCGCAGGCGAUGCACAGAUCGAGGAGCGACCUGUGGUGUGGCAGCAGCUCCAAAACACCAUGGCAAAAGCCGCGAAGGAGGGUGGGGAGAGCGCACUACAGACUCAAAUUGCGAGCGAGGUGCUGGACCAUCUUGCGGCCGGGUUCGAUACGUCCGGGAUAACACUGGCCUACGUCGUCCACGAGGUCUCGCGACAUCCGGGAAUCCAGGCCCGUCUUCGCGCUGAGCUGCUUGGUCUCUCGCCGCAGCUUAUCCCGUCAUCAGCGCCGACACUGCCUGAUGCUAAGGCUGUAGACAGCCUACCAUUCCUCCAUGCCGUCAUAUGGGAGACCUUGCGUCUUCAUUCGGCCAUUCCGGGCCCACAGCCACGCUUCACGCCGCCGCAAGGCUGUCAACUUGGACCUGAAGAGGCUUCGUACCACAUUCCUAGUGGAGUAAGGGUGAGCGCAAGCGCGGGCCUAUUGCACCUCAACGAGGAAGUGUUCGAGCGUGCAAACGAGUGGAGGCCAGAGCGAUGGCUGGACCUGGACAGGCUAGACGAGGAGAAGCGGAGGGAUAUGGAGAGCCGGUGGUUUUGGGCCUUUGGAAGUGGCGGACGCAUGUGCGUUGGAAGUCACUUGGCGAUAUAUCAGAUGAAGUACAUCGUCGCAACGCUGUAUUCCAACUACAGCACCACGAUCGUCGACGAUACAGGCAUCGAGCAGAUGGAUUCGUAUACUGCGCCGCCCAAGAGUGACAAGCUCAUGGUAAGACUUGCAAAGGUAGAGUAG